CAGUAUAUAUAUUUAUCAUGUCAUGUUAGUUUUCAGAGGUGAUAACUAGAGUCAAGAUGAGAGUACUUGAGGUGUUUCUCUUGGCAGUGCUGGGCUGCAGUCUGGCUGGAGGGAGACUUGUGUCCAAAUGUGAACUGAAGGCAACUGAUGACGGCAUUUGGUAAACUGAUGGUGAAGGCUGAAAAAGGACAGAGUGUGGAGAACUUGGUGGCCAAGAUCGUCUGUCAUGUGGAGCUGACGUCGGACUUUAACACCAGUGCGGUGAAUCAGCUGACUCCUGGGAUGGAUGACCAUCACAGCAGGGAGAAAAGGGAAGCAGGCUACAGGGGAAUGUCUGGCAAGGCCGAGCGUGAGGACGACUCUGAAGAGCAGGAACGGGAAGACAAGCGGCGUCCAUCAAAAACCAGGCCCACACCAGCCACCCGUCCUACACCAUCUACCCAUGCUACCACACCCACUUAUCCUACACCAUCCACCAAUAAAACAAAUUCCACCCUUCCAACUACACCCAUUCUUCCCACACUAACAACCAACCUUCCAACCAAAUUGAACCAGUCAACCACAAUCCUGUCCAGGAAGCGACGGGAAGUCAGACAUCCUCCAUCAAACACCCACCCCACACUGCCCACUCACCCCAUGCAAUCCAACCAUACCGAACCCUCUGCCCGCCCCACACCACUCACCCCUCCUAAAAACUCCAACCACCCCACACCACCCACUCGCCCUCCACACCUGGUUAAGCCUAACGACCCCUUAAACACAAUCCGACCCCACGCCAGGGAAAGACGGGAUAUCAGGCAACCUCUAUCAAAUACCCGGCCUACACCACCCACCCAUCCCACACCAUUCAACCACCCUCAACAUCUGGACGAGGAGGUCUGGACCCUCUAUGGUCUUUUCCAGCUCAGCAAUCACCUGGUCUGCAACGACACGACUCUCUCACCCAACAUCUGUGAGAUGGACUGCAACAACUUGCUUGAUGACGACAUAAGUGAUGACAUCAGCUGCUUAAUGAGGACCUUAAACCAGCUGAUUGCAAAAAGUUCCGUUCCCCCCCAGUGGAAGGAGUUGAGCAAAAUGAUCAGGCUCAUCUUCCAGCAAGAGUGCAGUGAUCAGGAUGCCUCUGAGUACUUUGCUGAAUGCGCCUAACCUAAAUACAUUCAGUGCCUUAACUACCACUGGAAGGAUUAACCACCACUCAAAUGAGUGGCCAGUGAUUUAUGACAAUAAUAAAG
Messenger RNA from Micropterus salmoides (largemouth bass), 1235 nucleotides. RefSeq names its product cell surface glycoprotein 1-like. Bases 148 to 1149 code for a protein of 333 amino acids. The record is from RefSeq and is a predicted model, not a curated record. The transcript is spliced from 5 exons. Lineage: Eukaryota; Metazoa; Chordata; Actinopteri; Centrarchiformes; Centrarchidae.